This is a messenger RNA of Archocentrus centrarchus (flier cichlid), 3212 nucleotides long. RefSeq names its product zinc finger, FYVE domain containing 19 (gene zfyve19). The transcript is spliced from 11 exons. Gene Ontology annotation, cellular component: midbody; centrosome; cleavage furrow. Gene Ontology annotation, biological process: mitotic cytokinesis checkpoint signaling; abscission. Gene Ontology annotation, molecular function: phosphatidylinositol-3-phosphate binding; metal ion binding. Lineage: Eukaryota; Metazoa; Chordata; Actinopteri; Cichliformes; Cichlidae. The coding region runs from base 153 to 1427 and encodes 424 amino acids. The record is from RefSeq and is a predicted model, not a curated record.
UCCUGUUUUGAAUGAGCACCUGAACUGUCUAGUAGCUAGCAAAUUAUUUAUCGCGAUUGAAUGUGUGUUUGGUUUAGACAUUUUUACCUACUUUAGUUGUGUCGUUAGCGUUAAAAUCCCCAGACGUGCAGAGAUCCUCUGCACGUGUCGGUAUGGACAGUCGUUGUUAUUGUUGUGCAUCCAAGUUUAGUCUCUUCAAGAAGGAGCUGGGCUGCAAGAACUGCGGACGCUCCUUCUGCUCCAGCUGCUUGACUUUCAGUGCUGUGGUGCCUCGCUGUGGCAACACCCAGCAGAAGGUCUGCAAACAGUGCCAUGGCAAUCUGACCAGUGGUGACUCUCAAGACAGUCCUGGUAGAUGGUCUCCUCCAGAAAAUUAUAAAAAACGGGUCGCUGCACUCGAGGCCAAACAGCAGGGACAGUCAACACAGCCUGCAAGGACCAGCAAAGCGGGACAUCUACCAACCAAAGGCCUGAGCAAAGAAGAUCAAGCGAUUGCUGAAAGGCUUCAAAAGCUCAAAGAGGACACAGUGCCAAAGUCUGUGCCCUCUGAGAAAGAGCUUGAGUGUCGCCUUGCUGCUCUGAAAGCUCCCAGUAAGCCAGUACCUUCUGCAGAAGAGAUGGAGGACCGUCUGGCAGCUCUGCAGGGUCUCUCUCCACCAUCUCAAGCUCCUCGACCUGUGCAUCGGCCUCCAGAUAACCGGAGUCAGACUGAGCAAGCCAAUGAUUUGAUAACUCAGAUGUCAGAAGAAGUUACAAUUGACAACCAACAAUCAAAUCCCGAAUGCAGUGUAGAUAGCCGUAUGAAUGAUCUCAACAAAGGUGAGGCAGGUACAUUGGAUGAGAAUUUGGAGGAGAACCAGGAUGCAGUCAAGCGGCUGGAGGCUGAGAAAGCCCAUCUGCUUGAGGAGGCUAUGGAGGAGCUGAGGAAUGAGCGUCACUCCCAGGAUCAGAUCCUCCACAUGGCAAAGAGGCUGGCACAGCUGAAGGGGCAGGACCCGGACAAAGUUACUAUGGAGGACUUCCAGCAACCUGACAGUGAAGAGGAGACUGAAGAAGAAGCUGUUAUGAGAGUGUUAAAACAGCUCUCAGAAGAAGCUGCAUUAGAUGAGGCCAGUGGCUACAACAUACCUUUAGAACAGAGUGGGCCGAGGAACAGGGAAAAGAAAAAAUCUUCCAAGAAACCGGCUCCAGUUCCGGCACCCAAGAGCAGGAAUUCACCAGCUGCUGAUGCACAUCAGCCAUCAGACAGUGAUGAAGAUGAGCUUCCGUGGUGCUGCAUCUGUAACCAAGAUGCCACCCUUCGCUGUCACACUUGUGAUGGAGACCUCUACUGCAACCUCUGCUUCAGGGAAGGCCAUGAUAAAUAUGACAGGAAGGAGCAUCGCACCACUAACUACACUGCGCCAAAGAAGAAGAGGAAGACAUGAUAGUGAGGCUGUGCUGCAGGUGAUUAUUAGUUAGACCAGCCAUCACUCUUAGACUUGUUCUUUAGCCUUAAGUGAUUUAUUUAUUAUUGUUUAAGUGACUUAUUAUUGUCUCUUUAACAGUUUAAAGAGUACCCAUGAUCUUAAACAAGCCAGAAACCAUCAUAACCUGUCAACUUAUUUUAUCCAGUAAUUGCUGAGGCUGAUCUAAUUGAAUGAAGCAUAUCAAAAAACAACUGGUAAUAUUUCUUGCAAAGUACAGACUAGAUAAGGACAUAAAUACGAUGUAAAUGCAAUAUAAUAUGCAUAAUAUCUUAGACAUAGUUUUUUUUUUUACUGUGGAAUGCAUAAAAUUAGACGUAUGUAACAUUUGCAGAGGCUGGUCAACAGCAAAGGUAUUCCAGCAAAACUGUGCGGCUGCUUCACAAAGAAAAACGGUUGAUCUGAAUAAGAAGCAUUAGGUUUAUUUUUAUUGUGACUUGUCCUACUUUCUUAAUGGCAACAAAGGCUUAUUUUAAGUGCUCGUUUGCACUUGUGAUCAUAUGAUGAUUUCUAGGUUUUUAUAACCCAUACAGAAAGCAGACGCAUCGUGAGCUCAUCUGGGAUGAUGUACAAUCCCAGACUGCUGUCAGCUCUGCACCGAAGAAGCACAGAGCAGUCAGUAUAAAAGGAUUACUAAGGGCUUUGUUUUCUUUUGGCAGUCACUGCAGUCACUCUUGUAAUCUAUGUUUGGCUGUGACUCUGUGUGUAAUUUCACUCUAAAUAAAGGAUAAGUGUUAGCCACUAUGUCACAUUUUUGAAAGAAUGCCUUUUUAACAUGAAAGCCUUAUUUUAUUUUAUUUUUAGAUCAAACAUAUUACUUUAAAAAUAUUUCAACCUGGCAGGCCUUGUUAGGGGUGUAGUCUUAUAGUAUGGAUGCCUUCUGUGUCAAAGAAGCAAAGAUUUGAAGCAGGAGAGAACCAUAUAAAUUACUACAGCAUAUAAAUUACUACAGAGGAGACCUCACCGGAAAGACCCCCUGUGUUUGACAGAGAGAAGGCCAGAGUGCAGUUUCAUCAGUGUGCAUUACUGUCCAGCAAACUGAGGAGAAACCAUAAUUACGCUCUUCUCCCGGGGCUUGCUCCAUUAAAGUUCGUACGGAGAGUGUUACUGUGCCUUUUGUGGCCAUGUCAUACGCGUACCCCCCCAGACAGGAAAUGGAUGAGGAUAAUGGAUGCAUACUUAAUGGAACAUCUUGCUGCUGAUCUCACUGUGUUUACGCCUACUCUUGACAUGUCUGAGUUUCCGUUUUCUAUCAAUUUGUUGAAAACAUUAUGCCUGAAAACACUACCUUAUAUUCUGGAAAUAAUAUGCUGACUGCCAUUCUGUAGGAAAGGAUGUCUGCAGACAGCAGGGCAAAAUCAUUAUCUGCAUUUCUGAGCCGUUAUAAAGAUCCAGGGUAGUUUAACUGCUACUGUAAACUGAUGAGUGUAAUGUACACGCCAAUAUUUGUUUGGAUGACCAGGAAUGAUGAUGCCUGAUGAAGCAUAUUUGUUCAUCACUCUGUUAAAAAUCAGAUGUGAUCAUUGUCUUGAAAAAGUUGUUUUUUUUUUUUUUGUUUGUUUGUUUUUUAAUUUUGACAACACUGUUAUCUGAACAAUUUAUGUACAUAAUUAGGCAACUGAAAAUGUACAGUCUUACACAAAAAACAGUCCAUCUGGGUAGUAGUCAGUACAGCUUUUAUCACAUGUGCAUUAUUGGUAUGUUAAUGGGAAACAAAAUGUUAAAGCAGUCCAUAAAUGAAAUUGA